Mixia osmundae IAM 14324 is the source of this 4215-nucleotide messenger RNA. RefSeq lists its product as uncharacterized. The record is from RefSeq and is a predicted model, not a curated record. Gene Ontology annotation, cellular component: membrane. The transcript has 4 exons. The coding region runs from base 1 to 4215 and encodes 1404 amino acids. NCBI's taxonomy places the organism in Eukaryota, Fungi, Basidiomycota, Mixiomycetes, Mixiales, Mixiaceae.
AUGGGACAGAUCAACUCGAGCUCCUUCAGGGCCGAUCUAGAGCGCGUCUGUGGUCCUGCAAGCGAUAUCGUCUCUGGAUCGCCAUCGUGGGACACGGCAUGCUGUACUCCCGACCAACUGUCCACGCUAUCAGACUCGCUACAGCAAGCAGAGAGUCUCAUUGCACUCUGCCCUGCUUGCAAGACCAACUUCAGGCGGUUCUACUGCGCCUUUACCUGUUCGCCCGAUCAGUCACUCUUUGUCUCUAUUGCUCAGACACAGAACCUAUCUGCUCAUCAAGCCGCCUUCCCGCCAACCUGGAACCUCAAUGAUGACCUUGAGACUGCAGGCAGUGGCCUUGCAGUCAAGACGGUCGACUUUCACGUGGACGAGCGGUUCGGUGCAGGAUUCUUCGAUAGCUGCAAGAAUGUCAAGUUUGGUGCUACGAACGGACUCGCAAUGGACUUCCUAGGAGGAGGCGCGCGUAACUGGCUCGCUUUCUUACGCUACAUGGGCACCGAACGGCCAGGCUUGGGAUCACCCUUUCAGAUCGACUUUCCUCAGGACGACGUAGCGCCAUCGAUCGAUCCGCUCAAUUUGGCACCGCUCAAUUGCUCCUCGGCAGACCUCGAUGCAAGAUGCGCAUGCGCAGAUUGUCCGGACAAUUGCCUCGCUUUACCGGACCGGCCGUCUCCGGAGGAAGAGAGACAGCAGAGAUGUCAUGUCGGAGCAAUCUCUUGCUUGUCUUUCGCAGUCAUCAUCCUCUACUCGCUCAUCCUGGUCGGACUCUGCCUGGGCAUCGGCAUCAAUACCCUCUGGGACAACCGAGCAAAUCUCUUGGCCCAACUGCGGCAUCCUACCGUUUCGAAUCCCUUCACACUGCAGCGGAACACCAGCGAUUCUGACUAUGAUCGCGUGCCCCUCAACGAGGGCAUGAACGAAGAUAGCCCGCGAUCAAAAAACACAGCAUUGAACAGUGGCCCACCUUCUGCAAGCUCGUCUGUUCGCUCACGUACGCAACCGCCCAGCAGCUCGAGCUCGGGCAACAAGUCUUCUCGACCGCCAUCAGGCUCAUCCGGCGUAGCCUCGUCUCCCGAGUUCUCCUUGCGUCGAGGCGGUCUGGGUCGAGGAGCAGCUGUGCUGACACAAGACCCUCUAUCAGCCUACCAGCCUCGAACAUACUGGCUCAACGAGAUCAUCUCGCAGACCUUUUACAAGAUCGGACUGGUGUGCGCUUCGUAUCCGCAUCUGACGAUCGCCAUCGGUCUAGCUAUUGCAGGUCUGUUGAACGCUGGCUGGGCGAACUUCCAGAUCGAGAGAGAUCCGGUCAAGCUAUGGGUUGCUAAGAAUUCGGCAACAGCCAUCGAGAAGGAUCUCUUCGAGCGAGACUUCGGACCGUUUUACAAGACCGAACAGAUCUUUCUGACGGACAAGAACGAAAAUGUACCUGUGCUCACUUGGGACAGACUGCAAUGGUGGUCUACUGUCGAAGAGAGGAUACGAGCCGUCAAAACAGAGCCCAAUGGUUCUCUUGCCACACUGUGCUUUGCUCCCACGGCGACCGACCCAGCGCACCAGAACGCAGAUGACUGCGUCAUCCAGAGCUUCACGGGCUAUCUGCCUCCGAAACAGCGCGGGCUUGACGAAUCGAACUGGGCAGACAGACUUGACGAAUGCGCUACUAGUCCAGCGAGCUGUCUGCCCCCGAGUGGACAGCCACUCAACCCUCGUCUGCUCUUUGGCGGCAUACCUGGCUACAGUGGCGAACGAGGUGCAGACAGGGACGAAAACGAAGAUGUGCCUGCGCAUGAAGCGCGCGCACUCGUCAUCACGUACGUCAUGCAGAAUUCGCUAGAUAAGCAGAGGCUCUACGAUAUCGAAGUAUGGGAAUGGUUCCUGCAGCACUUGCUAGCCGACGUCGCGAAAGAGGCGGACGAGAAGGGGCUGAAGAUGUCUUAUUCGACUGGCAUAUCCCUCGAAGCCGAGCUCAACAAGUCCACAAACACAGACAUACCCAUUGUCGUGCUCUCUUACCUGCUCAUGUUCCUCUACGUCUCUCUGAACUUGGGCGGGAGCAGCAUACGUCUUUUCUUUCAACUCGUCGCGCGAUCCUUCAAGAAGGACUUCGCUCACGUUCAAGCACGCAUAUCUGCGCGCCGUGGGCCUAUAGCGCUGCCAGCAGAAGAAUCGCAAGCAGACGAAAAAGAUCUGCAAUGGCAGGAUAUCUUCGUCGAAUCAAAGUUCCUGCUAGGCUUGUUCGGUAUCGCUAUCGUUCUGCUCUCGGUCUCCACAUCCGUCGGUGUCUUCUCGGCGAUGGGCGUCAAAGUCACGCUCAUCAUAGCAGAAGUGAUACCCUUUCUCGUCCUGGCAGUCGGCGUUGACAAUGUCUUUAUUCUCUCGCACGAAGUGAGCAAACAGAAUGCGAAGGCGGCAGAUCGCAUCGGUUUGGCAACCAAUGAAGACGGAGAAGGGGCUUUCGAAUCGCUUGCGCCCGCUGAAGAGCGGGUUGCAAAGGCACUUUCGCGUAUGGGACCCUCGAUACUGCUCAGUGCAUCGUGCGAGGUCGUCGCAUUCGCGCUUGGCAGUCUCGUCGGCAUGCCAGCCGUGCGCAACUUCGCCAUCUACGCAGCGGGCGCGGUCGCCAUCAAUGCUCUGCUGCAGAUCACGGUCUUUGUUGCAGCUAUCGCUAUUGAUUUGAAACGAACUGAGGCAAACAGAGUCGACUGCGUGCCCUUUUUGCAAGCCGGGAACGUCAAGCCUGCGCAAAGAUAUCGAGACACACAUCGAAGCGGAUUGACUCAGCUCGUGCACGAAUAUGCAGAAGCGCUGCUCAAGCCAGCAGUCAAAGCAGGCGUGCUCGUCCUCUUCUCCGCUCUCUUCAUAGCAUCGUACGUUACCUCGCAAAACGUUCAGCUCGGCCUCGAUCAACGACUUGCACUGCCAUCCGACUCUUACCUCGUUGAUUAUUUCAACGCGCUUGAUAAUUGGCUGGACGUAGGCCCGCCUGUCUACUUCGUCGCGCAAGAUCUUCCCAUCCAGUUCCGCGAGCAGCAGGAAAGCGUUUGUGGACGCUUCUCGGCGUGUCACGAUCGGUCGCUCGCAAAUCUGCUCGAAGCCGAACGCAAGCGAUCGAAAUCAUCUUUUCUGUCCGAGCCACCUGCUGUCUGGCUGGACGAUUUCUUCCAAUGGCUUAAUCCGGCACUUGAGGACUGCUGCAGAGUCAGAUCUAGAGACAAGACACAGUUCUGCAGUCCUAGCGACUCAGAUCUCGACUGCGAGCCUUGCUUCGCCAGCAGGGAGGAUGAAUGGAAUAUCACAAUGCAAGGCUUGCCACAAGGCGAAGAGUUUCACCAGUAUCUGGAGCAAUGGCUCAAAUCGCCAACAGACGAGUCGUGUCCCUUGGGCGGCAAGGCGCCAUAUAGCACAGCUGUGGCUCUUGACGACACUGGCGUGACAGCUUCCCACUUUAGAACAUACCACACACCACUCAAGACCCAGAACGAUUUCAUCGACGCAUUAGCUGCAGCUCGCAGGAUCUCACGCGAACUCACAGAAGCUACAGGGGCUUACGUAUAUGCCUACUCGCUGCCUUAUGUCUUCUUCGACCAGUACGAGGGCAUUCAUAUCACGACACGACAAGUCAUCUUCGUCAGCUUAGUUGCCAUCAUGCUCAUUGCUAGUCUCCUGCUCGGCUCUUGGCGCACUGGCGCAGUCUUGACCGGCGUUGUCUUCAUGUCGACAGUCAAUGUCAUGGGCGUCAUGGCAAUCUGGGGCGUCAGCCUCAAUGCGCUCAGUCUCGUCAAUCUCGUGAUCUCAAUGGGCAUCUCUGUGGAAUUCUCCGCCCAUAUCGCUCGUGCAUUCAUGGGCGCAAAUGGCGGCGGUCUGCCGCACGGUCAUCCUGCAGGUGCCAAAGAGCGCGACGAGCGCGUAUGGACUGCACUCACUGACGUUGGUCCAUCGGUUUUCUCUGGUAUCACGCUCACAAAGCUCAUCGGCAUCAUCGUAAUGGCCUUUACACGGUCAAAGCUGCUUCGCAUCUACUAUUUCAGGAUGUGGCUCGCGCUCAUCAUUUCUGGCGCACUGCAUGGCCUCGUCUUCCUGCCAGUCGCGCUCAGCCUGUACGGCGGACAUGGCUACGUGCUUGACCGCGACGAUGACCUCUUCGGAGAGAUCAAUGAACGAUAUGAAGAGGCAAACCCACUCAUUCGAGACGACGACUCGCAAGCAUCUGUUUAG